Molecule: messenger RNA, 2036 nt
Organism: Lycium ferocissimum
Lineage: Eukaryota; Viridiplantae; Streptophyta; Magnoliopsida; Solanales; Solanaceae
Product: pectinesterase/pectinesterase inhibitor PPE8B-like
Exons: 3
Coding region: 236-1834 (532 amino acids)
Biological process (GO): cell wall modification
Molecular function (GO): pectinesterase activity; pectinesterase inhibitor activity
Source: RefSeq, a predicted model, not a curated record
CUUCAAUGCUCUCACCUGUCCCCUAACCAUAGCAAUCAAUGAUCAUCUCCCUCUCCCCCUUCCUCCCCUCCUAUAUUUUCAUUAAUUGAUCCCUACUCUUAUAUUAAUAAUCACCACUAGUUUAUCAACACUUGCCCCCUCAAAAUUUUUGAUCUAUCCUUUAAUUUCCUCCUAUUACUAGACAAAAUUAUAUGACGUGCAUGCUUGUAUGCUCAUAAUUUAAGUGUAUGUCAUUAUGGGUCCUUGUUUGCCUGUGCUUCUAGUACUUUUAUUAUGUAUAACUUGUCCUUUGGUGAGGUGUGGGGAGGAUUACUUUCAAUCAGAGUGUUUAGAGGUGCCAACAUCAGAGUUUGUAGGUUCUGUUAAGUCCACCAUUGACACUGUCCGGCAAGUCACUUCCAUGGUGUCGAAAUUCGCCAGUUUCUUUGGCGAUUUUCGACUUUCUAAUGCCAUUUCUGAUUGCCUUGAUCUGCUGGAACUCUCAGCAGAUGAACUUUCCUGGACUCUCACUGCUUCUCAGAAUCCAAAAGGAAAAAACAACAGCACAGGUAAUCUAAGUGCAGAUUUAAGGAAUUAUUUAAGCGGAGCAUUGAUCAAUCAAGACACGUGCAUAGAUGGAUUUGAAGGCACAAACGGUCUAGUCAAGAAUUUGGUUGCGGGAAGCCUCAACCAAGUCACUUCAUUAGUCCGUGAUAUUCUUUACAUGGUCCGCCCCGUCCCUAAGAACACCCCCGGGGCCCACACUGGACGUGGGAACCCGUGGCAGUGGUCCCGGGAAAGAAAACUAACGUCAAGCAAUAAAGAAGACAACAACUCAUUUCCUUCGUGGUUUAAACAAAAAGAUCGAAAGUUGUUGCAAGCAGCAGCACCCACUACGGGAGUAGUAGCGGACGCUGUGGUAGCUCUUGACGGAACUGGUAAUUUUACACGUAUUAAAGAUGCCAUAGGAGCAGCACCACAAUUAAGUACAAAAAGAUUUGUGAUUUAUAUUAAGAAGGGAAUUUAUAACGAGUAUGUGGAGAUUAGCAAGAAGAAAUGGAACAUAAUGAUGAUCGGUGACGGAAUUGAUGUUACUGUUAUUUCUGGGAAUAGAAGUUUUAUUGAUGGAUGGACCACUUACAGAUCUGCAACCUUUGCUGUGAAAGGUCAAGGAUUUAUUGCACGGGACAUGACAUUUGAGAACACGGCAGGACCCGAAAAACACCAAGCAGUUGCAUUCCGAUCAGACUCUGACUUAUCCGUCUUGUUCAGAUGCGCGGUGAGGGGCUACCAGGACACUCUCUAUGCCCACUCCAUGCGACAAUUCUUCCGCGACUGCACUAUUACAGGCACGGUUGAUUUCAUUUUCGGAGAUGGCACAGCUGUCUUCCAAAACUGUCAAAUAUUAGCGCGAAAGGGACUACCACAACAAAAGAACACCAUCACAGCCCAGGGCCGAAAGGAAGCUGCUGAGACAACAGGUUUCUCAAUCCAAUUCUCUAACAUAUCUGGUGAACCAGAUCUAUUAGCUUCGCUCAACUCUACAUACACAUAUCUAGGUAGGCCAUGGAAGACGUAUUCGCGUACUGUGAUCAUGCAAUCGUACAUGAGUAACGUUAUUAGGCCUCAGGGUUGGUUAGAGUGGAACGGUAAUAUUUCACUCGACACGUUGUAUUACGCGGAGUAUCAGAAUUACGGGCCUGGUGCGGGCUUGGGUGCACGAGUGAAUUGGCCCGGUUAUCAUCUGCUCAAUGAUUCAUCUCAGGCAAACAAUUUCACAGUGUCUCAAUUCAUUUUGGGCAACUCAUGGCUGCCAUCUACGGGAGUUAAGUACACUGCUGGUCUAGAGGUUUAAUUUGGGACAAAGUCACCAAUAUCCAUACCCAUAUAUAUCUCUUGUUAUAUUUUGUUACCACAACAAUUAUUCGUCUGCUGAUAUAUAUUCAUCUUUUGUUCUUUUUGGGUUGCAUUUUGGGUGCAUUGGGCUUGGUGGAUCCGUAUUCAAGAGAAUUUACUGAUGAUUCCUUUCUAUUUAGUCAUGAUAUUUGUAUACUGCA